UGCAAGCUGCAUUUCCCUGCCCGCCAGCUGGUGAUCGUUUCCUGGCCAUGUGAGCCAGGGCAGCGGCGGCAAGCAGGCGCUGGUUUGUUCGGUGACCAGCGGAGUGAGGGAGACCAUUGAGGGUUGCCGCACCCGAAAAGGAAAUGUUGGAAGGCAGAAAAAACAACUCAUUAUUGGUCGCCUAUUCAUUCUUUUGGUAGAUAAAAAGAAAACGUAUCCUCAAAGACAUGAUGAUAAAAUGAGCUCCAUCAGUAAACACUUCAUAUCUGGGGAGGAUAAUGGUGCUUUAGGACAGCAUGAACAAACAGAAUGGCAGAUCCUAAACGGCCUUCUUCAGCGCCAUGGAUUCAAACCAAUCCAGCUCAUGGCUCCACUGAAGAGCAAAAACCAAAAUGAUGCAAUCCUUCUAGAUAAAGAGUCAGCUGUGGAAAUCAGAGAGGUAGUGAAGAGUCUUAUAAAAGACACUGAGCGACGUCAGGCAUUAAUCUGGGAUCUUGUCCAAUCUAAUAAGAAAUUGAAAAAGGACGAAUGUCAGCAGCAGAGCAGAACGUCUGUGGAAAAACUCUGCAUGUCAGACUUGAAGCAAGUCCAUGACACUGUUAAGUCAGAGAGUCCGGAGGUACAAGAUGACUACUUUGUGCAGUGUUGUCAACACCAAAAUCAACUUGAGCAACUGAAGCAUGAUAAUCAAGAUAUACAGGUAUAUUGUGAUGAAUUGGAGCAUAAAUUGUAUGAGCAAGAGAAGACCAUUGUGCAAUUGCAGAAAAGGUUGUACAUGGUUGUGACUGAAGAAGAAAAAUGCAUUGAAAGAUGCAAGUUACUUGAGCAAACCACCAGAACGCAUACCAGGCCCAACAAACAAUGGUUCGAAGCAGUCGAUGCCCACAAAACUCAAACUAGUUGCUUACCACAGGAGUUGAGUGCUCACAAAAAGAUUGAAAAUGUUCCCAGUGCCCAAAAAGGUGAAUACAUAAACAUCCGAAAAUACUUAAUUCCACAUGAAAUUCCAGAGGAUGACAAAUGGGAAAUGGCCUGUGACGAACAUUUAUUGGAAACAAACUUUAAAAAUCAUCAUACUUUGCAGAACAAUCAAAAUCAUAAACAAGCAUUGAAAAACAGCAGUGGCUGCUGUGUGAACAAAAAGCUCAACGGUGCUAAAGUAGAAGACAUAGACUGUUUGCCAGAAGCCACCUGUAAAGAACUCUUAGAGAACACCUGCAAAGAAAUGGGAAUUGUUUAUGUAAACGAUCUUCUUCCAACACUCAGUGAAGGAUAUGGAUUAGCGGCAACUCAUUCCAUUUUACAGAAGGGAUGUAAAAGUGCUUCACCUCUCUCUCUGGAGGCUAUCGUGUCUCACUUCCAGAAACUUUUUGAUGUGAGUUCUCUAAGUGGUGUCUAUCCACGAAUGAACGAGGUGUACUCUAAACUUGGUGAACUGAACAAUGCCAUGAGAAAUCUUAGAGAAAUUUUGGGAUUUGAUGAAUCUACUUCUGUUAAUAUGGUAGUGAAUACAGUUGGCAAACGUUGUAGCUCUAUUACCACUGAAACCUGUAGCCAAGUGCAUCAACUCCUGGGUACUGAGGACAUAGACAGUAUAAUCAAUAUAGUGGAAGAACAUGCAGAAUUCUUUCCAGCAUUCUACACACUUUUUCAGGAUUUACUACAGAUAUUGGAGGUAGACAGUAUAGAUCAUGUGUUACCAGCGGUCCAUGCUAUAAAGCUACAAGCUAGAAAACAAAUUUAAAUUUAAGAAUUUCUAUUUGUGUUUUUUUUAAAUAAUCCUAUUUGUAAUCUGUAGAAAUUUCUACUUUUGAAUGUUUUCAUUAAACGUUUUAACUAAUA
This is a messenger RNA of Amblyraja radiata (thorny skate), 1842 nucleotides long. It is a transcript of the gene cep70, whose product is annotated as centrosomal protein 70. Gene Ontology annotation, molecular function: gamma-tubulin binding. Gene Ontology annotation, cellular component: centrosome. Lineage: Eukaryota; Metazoa; Chordata; Chondrichthyes; Rajiformes; Rajidae. Gene Ontology annotation, biological process: cilium assembly; regulation of microtubule cytoskeleton organization. The record is from RefSeq and is a predicted model, not a curated record. The transcript has 16 exons. The coding region runs from base 239 to 1744 and encodes 501 amino acids.